This is a messenger RNA of Diversispora eburnea, 543 nucleotides long. The record is from the annotation of a GenBank genome assembly. Lineage: Eukaryota; Fungi; Glomeromycota; Glomeromycetes; Diversisporales; Diversisporaceae.
AUGUUGGAGUAUGAAACAUAUAGUUCGACACUCAAAACUUAUCCGGAUACUCUUCUUGGUACAAUGUUUCAUGAGAGAAACAAUAAAUUACUUCAACCUACAAAUAAUAAUGAAUAUUUCUUUGAUCGAGAUUCUCAAAUCUUUAGAUAUAUAAUGCAAUAUUAUCAAACCAGUUGGAAUUUUCAUGAGACCAUUAAUAUUACAUUUUAUGCAACUCCUCUUCAUCAUGAAACUUUACCCACGGAUAAAAUGAUGUACGUAUCUCCAUUCAUUGAGAAGAUUCAUGAAAGAUUAAAACAAUAUGAAAGUAGUGGAUAUAAAAUAUUGGAAUUAUUUUCAAUGGAAAUUAAAAAUUAUUUAGAAAAAGUGAUGCCCAAAUAUACUUUAAAUAUUCAAAGUAGUUAUCAUAAACAUUAUUAUCAUCCAAAUUAUACUGGUGGAAGUAGAUGUAGUCAUGCACAAAGUUUAAUAAUUAAUUGUGUGGAUAAUCUUAAAAAUUUAAAAUAUGAUAUUUUAGAGAAAUCUUGUUUAAAUAUUGAUUGA